AUGGCAAGGGGUACAGGAGCUUCCCGGAAAGCAAAAGCUAAUGCCAAAUCAGAACGACCCACACGGACCUCGUUCCCGUUCGUCAUCGCAACAGAUCUGGGCAAGACGAGGGCCCAGGAUAUGAAGAUGAUACGUAGCCACGUUGUCCGGGGUAAAGGCAGGCCGAAGCGAGGAUCUGCUGUUGCCAAGCCUUCUGUUGGGACCUGGAUCAAGGCCCAGGCUGAGCAAAGCGUGUUACUUCCAUCCCAAGCGGCUGAACCCGAUCGUACUUCGAAAAAAGACCCUUCACCACCAGACUCAUCACCCCAAAGCUCGUUUCGAAGCUUUUCUACUCUCAACUCCGGAAUGUAUCCACCAAAAUUCUGCCUCGUAUACGACAUCUUCGACUCUUGCUGGCUCAAGUUCAUGAUCCAGGACCUUCUUUUCUCGUACACAGCCCAGUUCAUUGCCGAGGCUUUUACAUCUUGGGAAUAUGGCGGAGCACUUGGUGCAAGAGCAUCCAGUCUUCUAUCCCAGGUGCUUGUUACUCUUCAGCAGGCUAUUGAGGACAACGAAACUGCCACCGCAGAUGCUACAAUUGGAACAGUACUGUUCCUGACACUCGCCGCUGAUAUUGCGGGGGAUACUAGUGGUGCCAUGAAACACUUGCGAGGCCUCCAAAAGAUUGUUUCUAUCCGGGGAGGCGUGAGAAAGUUGAAUAGUACCCAGCUCCAAGGGAAAUGCUACAGAGCUGAUCUCCAACUUUCCAUGAUUUUGGGCUCGAGACCAUGCUUCUACGCAGACGAGAUGACGUGGGAGCCAUUUUUCAAGUCGAUUAAAACAAAGACAAUCCACUGUGCUAAGCUCGAAACUUAUUUGAGCCAAUCUGUCGGCUUCCCCGACCCGCGACUCUCCGCCAUCUGGACCGAUGUACAGGAGCUUUGCGCUAUAGUCGACUUAUCUAUCCUCACACAGCGAAAGAUUCGACCAGAAUUGUAUCAAGAGGUCUUAGUUUCCAUUCAGUACAGAUUACUUCAUCUAAGCUAUUCGAAAUGCCCAACAGAUGUGGGUGGUGAUCAAAAAUGGAAGGAUAUGCAUGAAGCAAUCCGAUUGGGGAUUCUAGGGUUAACCACCACUCUCUUCCUGUAUAGGGAGAAGGUUGAUACGAGCUAUCUUACGAUUGUAUCACGCCUUGAUGCAAGUCUACUUCAAUUAGAGGAGCCAGCAGAUGACAGGGCUUGGGAGCUCAGAGUAUGGCUUCUGUUCAUGAUGUCAGUCACGCUCGGUGGCGGUGGCGAUAGGUUUGAUGGGCUACUGGUGCGGGGAUUGGAGGCGCUCCGGAUCAAGUCUUGGGCUGCAACUAGGCAGCUUUUGAAAAGCUUGCUGUGGAUUGAUCUGCUUCAUGAUGAGGUUGGAAGGAUGGUGUAUGGCCGCUGUACGGGCGAGUCGUGA
Molecule: messenger RNA, 1431 nt
Organism: Clonostachys rhizophaga
Lineage: Eukaryota; Fungi; Ascomycota; Sordariomycetes; Hypocreales; Bionectriaceae
Source: the annotation of a GenBank genome assembly